Molecule: messenger RNA, 5998 nt
Organism: Conger conger (European conger)
Lineage: Eukaryota; Metazoa; Chordata; Actinopteri; Anguilliformes; Congridae
Gene: sytl2b
Product: synaptotagmin-like 2b
Exons: 19
Coding region: 319-5733 (1804 amino acids)
Biological process (GO): intracellular protein transport; exocytosis
Cellular component (GO): exocytic vesicle; plasma membrane
Molecular function (GO): neurexin family protein binding; small GTPase binding
Source: RefSeq, a predicted model, not a curated record
CAAGAGGGUUUAAUUCCACUGCCACUGAUUAAUUUCCACGUACGGUCUUGGGAGAUAAGCAAACCAGGAACCGGAGGCAGGUGCUGUUUCGCUGCUGCAGACCUGACCAGUCUGAGUGGAGGGAGGCCGGACAAUGAGCAGAACGGCGAAGACCUACGGCCCAGAACCAUCGCUGUAGGACCUUCAUAGGACUCCACCAUGCUGCUGUGGGCUUCAACACCUUGAGUUCCUCUGACAACGACAACACUCGCUUUAAGGGUUCUUUAACAGCCACCGAAGUCCAGGCCCUGCACGGGGCCAGAGAGAGGGAGGGACACCAUGAUUGACUUGAGCUACCUGACGGAGGAGGAGCAGGAGAUGAUCAUGACUGUUCUGCAGAGGGAUGCCAAGCUGAAGAAGGCAGAGGGAGAUAGAGUCAAGCAACUGCAGAGGUUGCCCAAGGCCAGGGGGAAGAUCAAGUACAUGACGGGGGAGUGGUUCUACGAGGCGAAGUCGCAGAGGCACAUGGACCGUAUCCACGGCUCGGACAUCAUCAGGGCAUCCAUGAAGCAGAAGAACCCGAUGUCCCUGUUCAACUUCACCCAGUCAUGGAAAGCCAGGACCAGAGCGGUCAGUAAUGGGAAUCAAGAGAUUCUAUCCACCCCAGAACCUUUGCAACUAUCCGAAGAGCCACCAAUGCAACCAGAGGAGGAGAGGGAGAGUGACAGUGCCUCCCCUGAUCCACAGCAGGAGACACCCAGACCAGGCGUACGCUCACUAUCCAAGAGACACAACCCGUUCAACAGGGCCUCGCUGCUGCUGUCAGAGAACCCCGGGGAGACGGACCGCCAGCGAACCAACGGAGCCCUGGGGCCACACGAGACCACUGCGGGGGAGUCAUUAUCACCACUCAAGAGUGACGUAGCUGGUCUCACUGAUGAUCUCAGCUCAGAGGGUCACGGUGCAUUUCAAGAAAUAGAUACUAAACCUGCGCCCAUUCCAAAAAAGAGAACAAUCCUUUUCAGACCCCUAGACCAUCUCCAUGACAAUGACAGCCCUUUCCGGAGGUGGGGGGACCGGAGGAGUUCACGCAACAGAUUGGUCACACCCCAAGGAAUACUCAAAGAUAACACCAGCUGGAGCUCCACGGAUUCCGGGCUGCCCUACGAAGGUGCAGGCAGGCGCCUGGAGCUGUCAGGUGACCACCUGUCCUGGUCAUCUGCCGUUGCUCCGGAGGGAGAGCCCCCAGAGGAGGGGGCAGAGGACAAGGGUUUGUCCUCGCCGUUUAUUGAACAAGAGAAGUUCAGACUAAAGGAUACCGCCAAGGGGCCGGAGCUAGAGGACGGUCGAGAGUUUGGGAACCGAGACCUGCUCGAUCUGGACCACCCGAUGCCGUUAGAUGAGGAAAGAAGGGAGGUGGAGCCAGCCACUGGUCGCAAGAAGGAUGAUAGCAGCAAGGAUCUCAGCCUUGCGCUGUGCAUGACUGGCUGUGAUCAGCCAUCGGAGGAAGAGGGUUGCUCCUCGGAUGUGUCCGCAACACUCAAGGACUGCCCACGUCCUUUGCCUUUGUCCAGUGAGUCAAAGUUUGGCUGGAUGGCCCACACAAAGUUUCCCCCCUACUUGCGCAUGCCACCUCCGGUCUCUGAGCCUGACCUGAACAGGUCGACAGGUGGCAUGGCAGAGGAGGGCACAGGUGAGGAGAGGGCUGAGGGAGAGGUGGCGGCCAUGAGACGGGAAGAAGUAUGUGUCCGUAGCCCUGUCGGUAAAUAUGAGACUCAGGCUGACUCAACCCCCCCCCAGGUGUCCUACCUCCCAUCCCCCAAGGAUGAGAAAGGUAAGCCCGUUUAUGGUGGGAUCGGGAGCCUCAAGUCCCCUCCCGUACUGGAGGUACAAAGCCCAGAGUUCAUUGAGGAUGACUCCAUCGCCAAGGUCCUGGAGUGGUUCAGCAGGAGCAUUGACGGUAUUGACCAUCAAGAAGAGGACGUCCAUCAACAAGGAGCGGAUAUAGAUUAUGCGGGGCCCAAGGAUGAAUUCACCUCAACCAACCAGAUGACAGAGUACACUUUGGUUUCUGGUGGGUCUCCAACUGCCGAGAUGCAGGUGUCACAUCCAAGGAGGGCGCAACUGGAAAGAAGUGCAAGGGUAGAAGGAAUGGACAUUGUCUGUGUAGAAGACACUAAUAAGACUCAGUCCCCCAUUGAACAAGAAGAAACAUGCCCCGAAUCUGCAGAAGAGGACCCCAUUAUUCUGCAACACUCCUCCCUCAACAUACAUUCAGCCUAUCAGCGAAAUUUGCGAAUGUCCACUGUCGACACAAAACCCCAGAGCCAAAAGAAAGAAAACUUUAUAGAUACAAAAGAGGAGCAUGACGGGGAAGCCAAAGCCAUCUUGCUCAGUCCGGUCACCAAGGCAACGCAGCAAGAGGUUGAACAGAGUGUGGCAAGAAAUGACAGGCUGCCUCAAAGAGUUGCCAACAUGAAGUCAUUCUGGGAGAAAGGCAACAGCGGCCCUAAAAUACUGACCAGCAGGCCCAGUAUAACAGCCAAACAGAAGGAGCCUGUCAGUGAAACUGACAGAACAAAGACUGAAUCUGAAGUAGGCAAGGUAGGGCAGGACAUCCUACCAAGGCCAGAAGAAACAUGCUUAGAUACAGAAGCUGAGAAGGAGGCUUAUGGAACAUGUCUUUCUCAUUCUCAUAGCCAUGAUCUUGCUCAAUGCAUUCACAAUACAGGUAAUUCUUUAGAUAUGGAAGAUAUUGUUAUUGAACCAAGUGUGCUGUCAGUUCUUCCUAUAGCACAUGAGUACCCACUCGAAAGAGCAGGGAAUCACCAUAGAGAACCAGAACUUGUUCUUGCUCCUGUAUGUGCCGAUAAACCUCAGGCUCUUGAGAGCAGCCACCUCGUCAAGAGUUUAGAUGAAGAGGAGAAGUACAUUGCUAAAUGCAUUGUCAUUGAUGAAGAUAUGGAGAUUCCUAUUUCCUCAGUGGAAGAGAAAACUGAUUUGCAUAUGUUCCCCCAAAAAGAGGAGGUGCCUCAUGGGGUGACUCCACUGUCUAGUCAAGUUUCACCUUUAGUCAAGCAGUCCUCUCCUGCCCCCACUGUCAAACAGACGCCAAAUCAGCUUGAGAACAGUGCAGAUAAGAUCAGGCACCUCAAACAUUUCUGGGAAAGCGAGAAACGUAGCCCAAAAAUCAUAACUGGCGAGACACCGAACAACCAGCCGAAACAAGAGAUAUCAGGCACAACAGAGAGCCAAUUACCUGCUUCUCCUGCGUGUACAAACAACAAUUCUACCAAAUCAGAAUUUGACCUUGGGAUGCUAGCCACUGAAAAUAAUUCCAGUGCUUCCCUACUCAAGGAAGGUCCUAAUUUUACUGUCAUCUCAAUGAAGCAGAGGAUGGAAAAGGCAUCGAUGGGCCAAAGCACUAGCAACUUUAAAAACCUCUGUCAUUUCUGGGAUGGGACACCUUCCACUGAAAGAACAACACUCAGUCCAAAAAGCCCCCAAUUGAAAGGUCAAGAGCCAAGACUGAAUGCCCUAGAGAAGAGCCUAUCGCCAACAGGCAAUAAAACGCCAUACCUCAACCCAAAUUACUACCCCAAGUUACCAUCCAAGGAUCUGGAAGUAUCCAACUUUAGAGUGCAGAGGUCUGAGAAGUAUAAUCUGAAAACAUAUUCCAUUGAUAUCUCAUCUCCCAAGAGUGAAGAGAAGAAACCAUUCUCUCCAACCCCUCUUCCCAGACAAGCGUCAGGAUCAUCGGACGAGAUUGACAUGACUAGAUCUUCGGAGAUCGGACCCUCUACGGAAAUAAACCUGUCACAGCAGAGGCCAGCAGGGCAGGAGCAGCAGAAUCCCCCCCCUGCCUCUGACCAGGCUCCACUCGUCACGGAUAGAGCCUCCAUGACCCAGAGGGACCCCGAGCCGCCCAGGACACCCAGCUUGGGACAGACCAGUGGGACGGUGAAUCUCAGUGAAGAGCAGCAGGACGUUUCAUCCGAACAGCUCAGGAACAGACAGGAGGAGCUGCCCGGCGAAAGCCACAGAGAGACCCCAGAGGGAACGCCAUCAGGGCCGCCGAAUGUUGUUGGGCGGCCAAAGCCCCUCGCCAGGUCCAUCGUACCCUAUGACUACCAUCACUACCUCGGCAUUCCAGAGGGGGGAACGUUCCAGAGCAUGCCGGCUACAAAGAAAGAGGAGGAGGAGGUCAGUGCCUGCUUCCGACCAGAGCUGGAGCUGAGCGAGGGGAGCGGACCUGUCCGAUCCAGCACCCCAGUGGUCCCAGAGGAGCCCCAGGCCAGGAGGGGGAGUGAUGGGCAGUACCCCUGGCAUUCCCACUAUGGCACAGAUGAUGUAGACCGUGACUCCUGCAGAAGCAGCAACUGUGAAACCUGGUCUUACUCUGGGACAAGCUCAGUUUGUGAUGAAGACGUAAAAUCUGUGAGGAAGGCCUUGGAAAGAGCUAAACACAGGCCUGUGUCCUCCUGCAAAAGUGUGGAGGACAUUAGUUUGUUGGCAACAAGAGAGGAAGAAGACAGGAGUAAAAAUACGAGCAGAACUGAAUUAAUGCUCAGUAUGGACGAUGCCUCUGUGAUUCCUCCAUCUCCCCCGUCAUUCACCUCUGACCCCGCCCAGAUGAAGAACAUGAGCAAGUCUGUGCCUUCCUUCCUGCUGAAAGAGAGCAACGGGAGGGACAGCGACUCCACCUCUGAGAGCAGUGUCCACACGGGCAGGCAGACCAAGAUGGGCAGCUCUCUCACUAACCUUAGCAGCUGCUCCGGCAUGUCCUCUGUCAGUGGCAGUGCCAUGAGUAUCUACAGUGGAGACUUUGGCCACGUGGAGGUGCGAGGCACCAUCCUGUUCUCCAUGAACUACAUGCAGAAGCUGAAGGAGCUCCACGUCUUCGUUGUGCAGUGCAGAGACCUCGCGGCCGUAGACACUGAGAAGAACCGCUCCAACCCAUAUGUGAAGAGCUACCUCUUACCAGGCCAAGCACAGUAUGGUAAGAGGAAGACCUCAGUGAAGAAGAAGACUCUGAACCCAAAUUUCAAUGAGAUUCUCCGGUAUAGAGUACGCUUGGAGACCCUUAAAACUCAGAUGCUCAACCUCUCUGUGUGGCACAAUGACACCUUUGGGCGUAACAGUUUCCUGGGCGAGGUAGAGGUAGAUUUAUCCAAAUGGGACUUUGGAAACGCCAAGAUGAACAACCUAACCCUGAAACCAAGGGUGCAAUCUGGCUUCCAGGCCUCGGACUUCAGAGGGGAGAUGCGGCUGGCUCUCCGUUUCCUGCCAGAGAUGUCAUACAGUAACAAAUCAAAAACAGGCGAAGUCCACAUCUGGGUGAAAGACUGUAAGGACCUCCCUAUUACCCGGGGCACGUCUGUUAACCCUUUUGUUCGGUGCUUUGUGCUUCCGGACACUAGCAGAAAGAGCCGGCAGAAAACACGGAUCCUGAAAAAGACGCAGAACCCAGCGUUUAACCACACCAUGGUCUACGACGGCUUCAAAGCGGAAGACCUGCCGGAGGCCUGUGUGGAGCUCACAGUCUGGGACUACGACCACAUCGCCAGCCACCUGGUGGGCGGACUGAGAUUGGGCCUGGGAACAGGUAAAAGUUAUGGAGAAGUGGUGGGCUGGAUGGACUCCAAUGCAGAUGAGGCAAAUUUAUGGGAAAGGAUGAUGGACUCUCCAAACGAAUGGGUGGAUGAUGUGCUGCCUUUAAGGAUGAUGACGAUAGCAAAAAAUUUGUGGAAAUGAGAGAAUGGUUAUAUGGUUUUGAGAUCAAGAUGUCUGACCAAAUAAGUUACUUAAAGGUGUAUUUUAAAGUGUUUAUGUUUAGAAAUCAAACCACAGAGAAAUCCCAUGUAACAUAUAGCCCAAAACCAUUUGAUUUUUAAGCAAGAUAACAGAUUUUAUACUAUUCGUGUUUAGCAGCAUUUUGGGUUUUUUUUUUAACUGGACUGGUGAAGAAUCUUUUUAAUUCUAAGAUGCUUAUUACUCAAUGUUAUUAACACAAGUCUAU